AUGAAAUUAUUCAUGAUACUUAUUGUUUAAAUAUUUUCAACUCCAUCAACUGUGAUUUAUGAGUUUGAUGCAAAUUCCUAAAUAAAUGAUGGUAAUUUAAUAGAAUUUAGAUUUAGGAUGGUUAGUUAGAGAUAAUGAUUGUUUUUUUUGUAAUUGCGGUGGGAUUAAUUAUUUUGGCUAACCUCUUAAUGAUAAUAAUGCAAUGUAGAUUAGCAGACUAUUUUCAAAUCUAAAAGCCCAUUCUCAUAUUUAAUUGGAGGCUAAAGUAUUAAGGGAAUGAAUUUCUAUUAUUACAAAAGAAUAUAGACCAGUUAAUCCUUUUGAUAUAAAUUUAGAGUAUAUUGAUGCUCAAUAGUCACUCACUUCAUCUUCAAGUUCAGUUUGCCCUGGUGCAUUCGUAUGGACUAUAACUACAACUCUUAUUAAACACAAUAGAAGAACUCUUUGGAUAAGAAAUGGUUUCAAUAAUGCUGGAGGUUUAAUGUCAUUAAAAAUAAGCAUGAUUAAUUGUUAGUUUGACUGUCCUGGGUGCAUAGAGAAUUAUAAAAUAUUUUGCUUAUCAUGGAAACUGCAUUCAUAUUCAUUUGGUGAAAAAUUGAUUACAAAUUCUGAUGGAUGGAUAUUUGAACAAACUUUUUUCACUGAUUUCAGUUGAAGUAAUUGUAAAUUCAUUAAUUUUUUUGAAACUAAUUAUUCAACUCAACUACCUAUACAUUAAAAUUUAUUAAUAAGGUUUUUUAAAGGAGAUAUAAUUAUAAUAGUAGACUAUGUAUAUGGUAAAAAAACUUUUGGUUCCUAUUUGUAUUUAGUAGAAAUAUUAAUAGAAAAUCAUCUUGAUCCAAUACUAUUAUUGAAUAUUAAAUCUCAAACAAGCACAACCCGUGCUUUAAUAAGAGAUUUUGAAUUAUAUUACACUUAACCAGAAAUACCAAUAAUUAAUUAAAUGUAGGUUGUUUAGAAUAAAUUGAUACUAAAUGCUUGACUUGUUAAGAAGGUUGGAUUUACGAUUAGUUUCUUGAACAAUGUCUUCAAAUUGGGGGCAAUAAAGAAUAAUUAUGUCAAACAAGAAAUUUUGAAGAUUCAGAAAUUAUAAUAAAUAAAUUCAACGAAGGUUGCUUAGAGUAAAUUGAAACUAGAUGUCUGAUUUGCAAAGUGGGUUGGAUUUAAGAUUAGUUUUUUGAAAAUUGUCGUUCAAUUUGUGGNUUUAAGAAUAGCAGGAAAGGAAUCUAUAACUGA
Molecule: messenger RNA, 1236 nt
Organism: Paramecium octaurelia
Lineage: Eukaryota; Ciliophora; Oligohymenophorea; Peniculida; Parameciidae
Source: the annotation of a GenBank genome assembly